Molecule: messenger RNA, 1273 nt
Organism: Momordica charantia (bitter melon)
Lineage: Eukaryota; Viridiplantae; Streptophyta; Magnoliopsida; Cucurbitales; Cucurbitaceae
Product: Thioredoxin superfamily protein
Cellular component (GO): chloroplast
Source: RefSeq, a predicted model, not a curated record
CAAAUUUCCCAGACAUUUUGAUAAAACGUCGACUUCAUUGAUUUCUGCCGAUGUUUUUAGACCACGUCGGCAUAAGUCGCUCAGAGACCAGAGUUGAGUCAUAAGGAAGAGUGAAUUUUUCCCGAUUCAGAGUUGGAUUGAGAAGAAAUGUGAAAUUGGGAGGUGUUGUAUGCACCACGUACGAAAGAAGCUCUUAGAAAUCUUCCAACUUCAGAGUUCGUACUUCCAGUCACAGCUCUCAUUGAUCCUGAAUUUUGGGUUCUACGAUUUCUCUCGCAAUGAAUUUGAUUUCUGCGCAGACCCAAAUUCCCCGUGGAUGCCCUUCUCUUUCGAUUCCCUCCUUCAACCCCCCUUCCCAAUUUCCACCAUCUCCGUUUCUCAUGCCCUAUGCUCCUGCUCCCCAUUUCGCCGAAUUAGCAACCAGUAAUGGCGAUUCCCGCGGUGGUUUCCGGCCCCGUGUCGUUGCGAAGGCUUCCGCUACUUCUGGGUACGGCGGCGAAGAGAUCGCGGAGAUUCUCGGUGAUGUUCGCAUUUUUACUGCGGCCGGUGAGCAUGUUUUGUUCAAGGACCUCUGGGAUCAGAAAGAGGGUAUGGCUGUUGUUGCACUUUUGAGGCAUUUUGGAUGCCCUUGUUGUUGGGAACUUGCUUCCACUUUAAAAGAAUCCAAAGCAAGAUUUGACUCAUCUGGUGUGAAACUAAUAGCCAUAGGCGUCGGUACUCCAAAUAAAGCACGCAUCCUAGCAGACCGGUUGCCUUUUCCAAUGGAUUGCCUAUAUGCCGAUCCUGAGAGGAAGGCCUAUGAUCUACUGGGUCUGUACUAUGGCUUUGGUCGUACAUUCUUUAAUCCAGCUAGUGCCAAGGUACUCUCGAAGUCAAGAUUCGAUGCUUUGCGAGAAGCUACGAAAAACUAUAGUAUCGAUGCAACCCCAGAUGAUAGAAGUGGGGUAUUGCAACAGGGAGGGAUGUUUGUCUUUAAGGGCAAGCAACUGUUGUAUGCUCGAAAAGAUGAAGGUACCGGCGAUCACGCUCCAUUAGAUGACAUCUACGACGUCUGUUGUCGAGUCCCAGCCUAAAUCUUCACUGCAUCUCGUGACGUUUGGAUAUCGAUUGGUUUCUUUGCUUCUGAUCUCUUAGUAAAAUGUAUCACGAGAGAAAAGUGUGCUGUAAAAGAAAGGUGUUGUGGUAACUUAUAUCAAGUUAAAAACGAAAAGCACUACUGCAAUAAUAUAAAUUAUACGAAUGUAUAGGAAAAAAAUUGAAUAACUUCAUAUAA